AUGCAGUGGAAUUUCACUUUUUCCGGCUCAAAAUAUAAUCUUUUCCUUGAGCCAGGGAGAUAUUUGCUUGAGUGCUGGGGUGCGCAGGGAGCUGGCAGUGAUGUUAGUCCACUUCCUGAAAUGGGAGCUGGAGGAAGAGGAGGAUAUUCCUUUGGAACAAUCUUCCUCCAAGAAAAAACAAAUAUUUUUGUUUAUGUAGGCGGAACUGGCAAAGUUAUAGAUAGUGGAUUUGCCGAAGGUGGAUUUAAUGGUGGUGGGAGUGCUUGGGGUACCACCACUAGUACAGAUCCUGCAGGAGGCGGUGGAGGUGGAACAGAUAUCCGUCUGAACUCCGAAGACUUGUAUUCCCGAGUUAUUGUAGCGGGAGGAGGUGGAGGAGGAGGCGAAGAUGGUGGACCAGGCGGAUUUGGCGGUGGUUUGGAAGGCGAAACGAACCCAACAAAUUUUGAAUCUUAUCCAGGAACUCAAACUUCCGCAUCCCACGGAGCAACAUUCGGACACGGCGCCCACACUUCCUACAAUGGAGGAGGUGGUGGAGGUGGGUGGUAUGGAGGUGGUGUGAGACUUGGCCAAGAAACCCCUGCCACAUCUGGCACUAUUUAUGAUACAAAAGGGGGUUCAGGUGGUAGCGGUUAUGUUUACACCAAAGAAACUUUUCAUAAUUAUCCUGAAGGAUGUAAACUAAACAAAUUCUAUUUUCUCGAAGAUGCAAAAACAAUAGGAGGAAAUGAAUCUAUCAUCGAACCAAAUGGAACAUCCUCUAUCGGUCACUUUGGUGAUGGAUAUGUUAGAAUCACUCUGUUAGCUUUUAAAUACCAAAACAUAUUUUAUAGAAAUCACAGCGAAUCAACAUUAUCUGUUUUGCUGAAAGAUCAAGAAUGUAAUUCUUCUAUAUACAUACCUUCAUAUAUUGACGAUAAAGCAGUCAUCUCAAUUCUCCCCGGAGCUUUUUAUAGAAACACUUGCUUGAGAGAGGUGAAAAUUCCCAAAACAUUCUUUCAAAUGCUGUGA
Trichomonas vaginalis G3 is the source of this 1011-nucleotide messenger RNA. RefSeq names its product glycine-rich protein family. Bases 1 to 1011 code for a protein of 336 amino acids. The record is from RefSeq and is a predicted model, not a curated record. Lineage: Eukaryota; Parabasalia; Trichomonadida; Trichomonadidae. The transcript has a single exon.